Linnemannia hyalina is the source of this 1188-nucleotide messenger RNA. NCBI's taxonomy places the organism in Eukaryota, Fungi, Mortierellomycota, Mortierellomycetes, Mortierellales, Mortierellaceae. The record is from the annotation of a GenBank genome assembly.
AUGUCAACACCACCCUUACUCCGCGUCCAGAUCAACGGCAUCCUCCUCUCAACCCUCCUCUUCGAAUGCGCAAACGCCCGCGUUGACUAUGAGGGUCUCAUCCUGGGAGCAAUCGUCUCCAGGACCCGGUCAGUCGCCGACGACGUCUCUGACGACCGCAAGAAGACCACAUACACCACCGUCGUUGUACAGGGUGUGUACAAGCUGGAGCCGAAUCUGAACAGGUUUUAUGGGCGAUCGGGAGAGAUUCUGGAGCAUGUCCUUGAAGAGUACAGCAUCCCUUCAAACCUCAUGGUCCUGGGAUACUUGAAGUACAGGAGGACAGAAUCGCAUCAACUCUCGUUGCGGGACAAGGCAGUGGCACUCAAUCUCAAGAUAUAUCUGGAAAAGAAGCGCGCGCUCUCUUCUUCACCCUCGAACCCCUUUGCGCCGCCUCGGGAUGAACCCUUCCCAGUCACCAUGGCUCUCUUCACCGCGAAAACCAACGAGAACAUGUCGACCCAUGAUUAUGAUUACACUUUCUGGAACGUCGGCGAUGAUGAAAGCUCGUUCGACCCUAUCUCGGUCGAGACCUCGAAUAUGAUCGAGAGUCCUCAGGAAGACUACCAGUCCUUCCAGUCAAAUCUUGCAACGGGCGCCUCAAGACACGCAGCGAGUGUGGGAAUGAUGAAUACAGUCAGGACAGUGCCAACAACGAUGCUCGUUGAUGCGCAUGAGGCCAUGUACAAGGAUUCCUUUGAGGCUACCAAGUCAUUGACAAAGAACGUACUGGAAUCAGAGCAGAAGGUCCGGGAGAUUCUCAAGGAAGUCGAGCAGCUGCGAGCGCAGAUCGAGUUCGGAAAGGCCAAAUCCAUGGUUGAUCGUCAAAACAACCCUUCCUCUCAGCAUUCAGCAUCGGACCAACAGCAGCAGCAGCAGCAGCAAUACCCCAGCGCCAGCAGCAACAGCAGCAGCGCAACUGUUACAAGUGCACCAUCCUCACAGCAACAACAGCAACAACACCUGCUGCAUAGGGCUCAGUCUCCACCGUUCGUGUAUCAGCCUUCGGCGCCAUUGUUGGACAUGGCCACGCCCUCUGCUCCACCGGCUGACUCGUCGCCCAGUCCACCCCCGCCCAGGAUCCAAUACACGUCCAUCUUCCCGCCACCUUCUCGUCCUCCCAACUCACCCCCAGAUCUUCUCUACUAG